CAAUUCUAACAAUCUAAUUACCAACGAUGAUUGUGUUUAAAUGUGGUGCAAGUUUUAUAUUGGGUGGAUGAGGAAGAUCAAAGUAACAACCUACUUUUCAUCAUCAUCUUCAUGUUAACAUCAAAAUCUUCAGAUUGACAGAGUUGAUUUUUCUUGUAAAUUGGAAGCGAGUGGCUGAUUGAAUUUUGUGUCUUCUAAUUGUGAUUUCUUGUGAAUUGAUUGUUUAUUAUUUCUAAUUGUUGUGUUGAUCAAUUAUGGCAACAGUUGAAGAACCUUGGCCACCACUUAAAAAUGACAGAAUUCUUAAAACAAUCAAAGGUGAACCAACUGAUUUCUCUCCGGUUUGGGUGAUGAGACAAGCCGGAAGGUAUUUGCCAGAAUUCAGGGAAAUCCGUCAACAUCAUGCUUUCUUUGAUCUUUGCAAGACACCUGAAUUAGCCACCGAAGUGACCCUGAUGCCGAUUCGUAAAUUUCAACUUGAUGCUGCCAUUAUUUUCUCGGACAUUUUGGUUAUCCCUCAGGCCUUGGGUAUGGAGGUUACAAUGGUUCCCGAUGUUGGUCCAGUGUUUCCAGAACCUCUUCAAACACCGGCUGAUGUUAAGAAAUUAAAUGAAUCGGUUGAUAUUUCUACUGAAUUGAAGUACGUUCAUGAUGCUGUUCGUCUUACAAGACACAAAUUAGAGGGUAAGGUUCCGUUAAUUGGUUUCGCUGGAGCCCCUUGGACCCUGAUGGGCUAUAUGAUUGAAGGUAAAGGAUCAAAAACCUUUUCAAAGGCUAAAAAAUGGCUUUACCAGCAUCCAUAUGAAUCGGUUCAAUUAUUGGAACUAAUCACCAACAAGAUAAUUGACCAUUUAUACCUUCAAGCAAAAUCAGGCGCUCAAUUGUUGCAGGUCUUUGAAUCGCAUCUCGGCUAUUUAACACCUAAAUUGUUCAAUGCUUUUGAAUAUCCUUUCCUAAAGAAAAUAGCGGAAACAGUUAAAAGUAAACUGAAAGCUGAUGGACUUGAACCUGUUCCCAUGAUUAUCUUUGGACUUCAUGGUCACUUUGCCAUUGAAACUUUAGGCUCAGAUCCUAAUCUAUAUGAUGUUGUCGGAAUCGAUUGGACAGUUGACCCGGUCAAGGCUCGUUCAUUGGUUCACAAAGAUGUCACAUUGAUGGGGAAUCUUGAUCCAUGUGCCUUAUAUGGUGAAGUCGAUGACAUUGAUAGUUAUGUUCAAGAAAUGGUCGAAGCAUUUGGAACCAAACGUUAUAUCGCCAAUUUAGGCCAUGGGAUUUACCCUGAUGUUAAUCCCCAAUGUCUGAAUACAUUUGUCAACGCGGUUCACAAACAUUCCGCUAUAAUUAACCGAAAACAGUCCCAACAAUAACAAAUGAAGAUGCGACUUAACAAUCACAAUUUAACAACGAUUGUGAUUCAUAACGAUUGCCAAUAACAAUAAAUAAUGGAUUGCAUUUACUACUAAA
Panonychus citri (citrus red mite) is the source of this 1464-nucleotide messenger RNA. RefSeq names its product uroporphyrinogen decarboxylase-like (gene Urod). Lineage: Eukaryota; Metazoa; Arthropoda; Arachnida; Trombidiformes; Tetranychidae. Gene Ontology annotation, biological process: heme biosynthetic process. The coding region runs from base 255 to 1367 and encodes 370 amino acids. Gene Ontology annotation, cellular component: cytosol. The transcript has 2 exons. Gene Ontology annotation, molecular function: uroporphyrinogen decarboxylase activity. The record is from RefSeq and is a predicted model, not a curated record.